AAGGGGCAGAUGAAGUAAUUUCCAUGCUUAAUCACUACAUUUUUACAAAACUUGAUCCAAAAGUGAAGCAUUUACACAUUUUUUGUGAUUCGUGUUCUGGACAGAACAAAAAUUACACGCUCAUUCGGUUCUGUCACUAUGUCGUCAAUGUAUUGCAAAAAUUAGACACUAUUAAAGUAGUGUUUCCAAUAAGGGGACAUUCCUUCUUAGAAUGUGACCGGAACAUGGGACUAAUAAAUCAAAAAUAUGCCGCUGAGUUGCCAGAAGAUUGGGUGGAGCUAAUAAGGAAUUGCCGCGUAAAACCUUCCCCUUUCGAGGUUGUCGAGGCAGAUUUACCUCUUUUUCGCAAAUGGACUGAGUUUUUUUCAAAGUUUUAUACUAAUAAGUGCCCCUUUGCUACACGACCUAUUAGGGAAAUCCGUUAUCUCAAACAACACUCAAGACUUGUGGAACACAGAGCCUCCUAUACUGGAUAUUGGCAGCUUUCUCCAUUGAUAUCAAAACAAAAUUUGAGAAUGUUAAACCUUGAAGUUCACCACUAUGAUGAUGGCUCGUUUGAUCUUCCACCCCAAAGUCGCUCUGAUCUUGUUCCUGUGCCAAAGCCUAAAUACGAUGAUCUUCAGCAUUUGAAACAGUUUUGUGGACCCAAAGCAAGGGAAUUCUAUGGUAGACUUCCACAAGAACAUUAAGUACUGUGGGACAUUGUUCUAAUUAAAAAGAAACAAGAUUUACGUAUUAGUUAAGUGACUGAGUAAAGGACAUUCAUCUUUUUUGCUGUGUUUUUAUUGUAAUUUCCUUCUUUUUUUAGCUCUGUAUAUUUGUUUCUAAUGAAUAUAGAAUUUUA
Messenger RNA from Homalodisca vitripennis (glassy-winged sharpshooter), 844 nucleotides. RefSeq lists its product as uncharacterized. NCBI's taxonomy places the organism in Eukaryota, Metazoa, Arthropoda, Insecta, Hemiptera, Cicadellidae. The record is from RefSeq and is a predicted model, not a curated record. Bases 24 to 689 code for a protein of 221 amino acids. The transcript has 2 exons.